GUUAUGCUGAUUGGCGAUUCCGGUGUAGGCAAAACAUGCGUUUUAGUCCGAUAUAAAAAUGGUGCAUUCUUGUCUGGUUCAUUUAUUUCAACAGUUGGAUUAGAUUUUCGUAACAAAAUUGUCGACGUAGAUGGUACCAACGUUAAACUACAGAUUUGGGAUACUGCUGGUCAAGAAAGGUUCCGCAGCGUAACUCACGCUUAUUUUCGCGAUGCUCAUGCACUUUUGCUGCUGUAUGAUGUAACCAAUAAAAAGUCAUUUGAAAAUGUUCUAUCAUGGAUAGAAGAUAUUAAUGCUCACGCUGGCAAUGAUGUCGUUGUUAUGCUAUUGGGCAAUAAGGCUGAUUUAACUACUGAAAAAGUUAUAAAGACAGAACAAGGCGAAAAAUUGGCUAAGGAUAAUAAUAUUGCUUUCAUGGAAACAAGUGCAAAAACUGGCAUGAAUAUCGACUUGGCAUUUCAUGCAAUUGCAAAAAAUUUGAAAGAAAAGAAGACACUUAGAAGUAAUGGUAGAGAUUUUAAUAUGAAAGAAUAUGUUAACAAGGAGAAGAAAAGGAGCGGUUGUUGCUCUUGA
This is a messenger RNA of Trichoplax adhaerens, 573 nucleotides long. RefSeq lists its product as uncharacterized. Gene Ontology annotation, cellular component: Golgi apparatus; endosome. The annotation marks the transcript as partial. The transcript has 8 exons. The record is from RefSeq and is a predicted model, not a curated record. Gene Ontology annotation, molecular function: GTP binding; GTPase activity. NCBI's taxonomy places the organism in Eukaryota, Metazoa, Placozoa, Uniplacotomia, Trichoplacea, Trichoplacidae.